GUCAUUUCGGGAAUUUGACAGUAGGAGUGUCAAACGCAAUAGAACAAAAAUAAAUCACGUCGGAAGAUUUGCCAAUUUCCUACAUCUAACCGAAAUAUUCUGGAAUUUUGUGAAUAUUACUUUAUUAUAUCAUGAUUUACGCGUUCCGAAAUAGAAUCUGUGCGGCUCGUGCUUUUUUAGGUUAUAUAAACAAAGCCGCAGCAGUGCGAGCUGCAGCAAGUUUGCCACUUCCAAGGCACUACACAACCAGUGUCGAUAAUAAUGCCCCAGUCCAGUUGAAGGAGAACCCAUUUGCAAAGGAAAAAGUACAGUGCAUUUUGUGCAAACAUGGUAUUAAUCCGGAUUUUAAAAAUGUUCAACUAUUGUCGCAGUUUCAAAGUCCCUACACAGGCCGUGUUUACGGUCGACACAUAACCGGUUUGUGCCAAAACCGACACGAACAAGUUGAGCGGGAAAUUAUCAAAGCACAAAAUGCUGGAUUUAUGCCUACGUACCAUAAGGCGGUUGAAUUCCUAAAUGAUCCAAAAUUGUUCGAUCCCGAAAAGGCUAUUCGUCCGCACAAAUAUUAAUCAAUGUUGGGCUGAACCAGUAAGUGCCCAGUCUAAGUAAUGCGUGCUUUUUAGUUCGUCACCCAUUCUUCGUCAUCGUCGUUAUUGCUGGAGCGCGACUCACGAGGUCCCGGUAUCGUACGAUCGUUCAUUCAGUGCGAUCGUAUCCACGCGGUCGGUCGCUCGUCAGUCGUGCUCGCGGUGCGCAUUACGGUUGGUAGAGUUAGCGGAACACAAUUGGUGCUAAACAGUGCAAAUGUAAUUAGCUUAUUCGAAAAAUUAUUUAGUAAAGAUACAACCAGAAAUACAACCUCCUUCAAUCAAGUGCAUAAGAUUUCCGUGACUGCCUGACUGAUUCUACUGAG
This is a messenger RNA of Anopheles funestus (African malaria mosquito), 913 nucleotides long. RefSeq names its product 28S ribosomal protein S18c, mitochondrial (gene mRpS18C). Gene Ontology annotation, molecular function: structural constituent of ribosome; small ribosomal subunit rRNA binding. NCBI's taxonomy places the organism in Eukaryota, Metazoa, Arthropoda, Insecta, Diptera, Culicidae. The transcript has 3 exons. Gene Ontology annotation, biological process: mitochondrial translation. The record is from RefSeq and is a predicted model, not a curated record. Bases 132 to 569 code for a protein of 145 amino acids. Gene Ontology annotation, cellular component: ribosome; mitochondrial small ribosomal subunit.